UGUAGUAAGUUUUACACAAGUUUGAUCCCGUUAGUUAAAUAGUUAGAGGAGAAAAAAUAAAAUUUUCCCCCGGAACGAUUUGCGCAACCGAUGGUGCACAAUGUCCACGUUAGGAUUAAAAAGUUGUUUCACCUGCUUUCGGCGAACGGAAAACUUCCUGUGCAUCGAGGAAAACGACAGCAUCAGUGGUGAAAAUGUCGAGGAAGUUUUUGCCAAACACUUUUGGUUUACGAGGGACGAAUAUCAGAACCGAAUCGUUUGCACCAGCUGUUGGGAAAAAAUCGAUGAAUUUCACAAAUUUUACUGCGAAGUGCAGAAGGUUCAUGCCCCCACUAUGUUGGCCCAUAUUAAGCUAGAACCGAGUGACGAUACGCCGGAAGAUUCGAUGAUGAUGCUGGUGGAAGGUUUCGAUGCGGGUAAACACAAAUUCGAUUCCGAAGGCAACGAGGAGACGGAGCUUUUUGCAAGUCAAAUGAUAGUUUCGACUAUAUAUAAAUCGGAAGAUCAAGCAUCGCCCUCAGUUGGGGCGGAAAAUGAUGCAAAAUUUGAACAGCCUACUAGGGUGAAGCAUGAAAAUGACGAAGACAAGAGCGACGAGGAGGACGAUGAUGAAAGUUCCGACGAGGAUUACCAACCGACCAAAGAGGUUAAGCAGUCGGAUUCCGAAUCCGAUUCGAACAUUCCGCUGGCAAAGCGUUCGGCAGCUAAACGGGCAAAAACUAAAAAGCGAACGGUCUCAAGCAGGACGAACGAGCGCAACGAGAGCUUCUCCUGCCAUAAGUGCGUCGAAGCCGGCACGGAUAACGGGGAAACGUUCAAAUCGUUCUACUGGAUGAAGCAGCACUUCCAGAAGGUGCACAGUACGGCUUGUUACAUAUUUUGCUGCAAUAAAAAGUGGCCAUCGACACGCAGCUACAAUCUACAUGUUGAUACGCAGCAUAAUGUUAAACCGCAGACGAAAAAGCUGCGUUGCGUCGAGUGUGCCCGUUGGUUUAAGGAUGAGCGCAUAUUUGCCCAGCACAUGUUCCUGGUGCACACACCGGAGGAAGCAAAGCUGUUCAAAUGCGUUCGCUGUCCGAAAGCAUUUGCCGUAGAGGAUCAGCUUAACAGUCACAUCAAAUGGCACGACGAGGUUGAACAGCGGAACCAUCACUGUCCGAUAUGCAACCGGUACUUCCUGGGUGCCGGAAAUCUUCAGAACCAUAACAUAAGCCAUCACAGUGACCUAUCAGCACAAACGACGGCGGCGGACGGGGGGACUUCGUCGGGGCCGGCUCAGAACGCGCCGGCUGACGAUGAGGAUCACGAUGGCGAGGAGGACAGCGACCCGGAGUCCGCUGAGCGGACGACGGCUGGUGCUGAUGAUGAUUUGGAACAUCCACCCAAGCGAAAACGUUGCGGCCCGGAGGAGAUAGAGAAGCAAGAGUCCAUCAUCAAGCAGUUUGUUUCGUUCAACUGCACCCGGUGCGAGUUUGUGGGCGUUUCGUUCCAGAAGCUGAAGCAGCACAACCUGAAGGUUCACAAGGCGACGGGAAGUAUCGUGAUAUGCUGCGAGCGUCGGUUCGGUAAAAGAUUACGCCUGUACGAGCACUGUUUGCGCCAUUUGAAUCCGGACCACUUCAAGUGCGACAAAUGCGGUAAAACGUUUACCGACAGUCACGGGUUGAAGCAUCACAACUGGUGGAUUCACACACCCGUCUCGGAGCGACCGUUCAAGUGUGACAUUUGCGGGGACGCCUUUGUUAAGGACUACCUGCUGAAGGCACACAUGGAGAAGCACAUCGAAAAGGAACGGAAGACGCACACCUGCGAGCAGUGCGGACGAAUCUACACGACCGGGUUGCAGCUGAAGAUGCACAUGCAGGCUCAGCACGGUGCGCUGAGCGAUUGGGUGUGCGAUAUAUGCGCUAAGGGAUUCACCCAUCGAGCGCUGCUCGAGCAGCACCGGCUGACGCACUCCGAGGAAGGCCUGAAGGCGCUGCGCAAACAGUGCGAGAAAUGUCACAGAUGGUUAACGAACAAUCGGAACUAUCUGCGGCACAAGCGGCGCUGCUUCAACCCGAACGGUCCGGUUCGGUGCGAGAUAUGCGGGCACGAAUCGGUCAACGAAACGGCCCUCAAGUCACACUUCCGGCUGCAUCAUUCCAACCGACCGAAGUAUGCGUGCAGUUUCUGUGGCAAGGAGUUUAAGAAGCAGCUGCGCUGCAAGGAACACGAAGCCAACCAUACCGGUGAUGUAUUGUACAAGUGUCCGUUCUGUCCGCGGAUGUGUAAUUCCAGCUCGAAUAUGUACACCCACAAGAAGACGGUACACCCGGAACAGUGGGCGGCAGCGAUGGCUGCCAAGUUCUUUACGCCAUCCAACUAAGCUGAGUGAGGGGCUGAGGCGGUGCGCGGUGGUUUAGGCUUAGGUGACUGUUCAUUUUAAUCGACACUUCUUGAUAUAUCCGUUGAACGUAAUGAUGUGUAUUGUAUUUGUAUAACUA
Molecule: messenger RNA, 2486 nt
Organism: Sabethes cyaneus
Lineage: Eukaryota; Metazoa; Arthropoda; Insecta; Diptera; Culicidae
Product: transcription factor grauzone-like
Exons: 5
Coding region: 101-2368 (755 amino acids)
Cellular component (GO): nucleus
Molecular function (GO): zinc ion binding
Source: RefSeq, a predicted model, not a curated record